Messenger RNA from Fragaria vesca subsp. vesca, 853 nucleotides. RefSeq lists its product as uncharacterized. Gene Ontology annotation, cellular component: Cul4-RING E3 ubiquitin ligase complex. Lineage: Eukaryota; Viridiplantae; Streptophyta; Magnoliopsida; Rosales; Rosaceae. Gene Ontology annotation, biological process: positive regulation of proteasomal ubiquitin-dependent protein catabolic process. The coding region runs from base 162 to 458 and encodes 98 amino acids. The record is from RefSeq and is a predicted model, not a curated record. The transcript has 4 exons.
GGUGGGACAAGAAAGAAUUAGAACAGGAUCGUAGGCUCUAUAUAAAAUGGCACACAUGGAUUGAUUCAUAGAUACCAACUCUGUGCAUAAUUCAGGGUUUGUCUCUAGAAACCAACAGGCCAUUCUCUCUGUUUCCGAUUUGGUUUGCUGCAUUUCAUUUCAUGGGUUCUUUGUUCGGCAACUGGCCCUCAUAUGACCCUCACAACUUCAGCCAGCUCCGACCCUCGGAUCCCACUACUCCUUCUAAAAUGACUCCUACAACCUAUCAUGCUACCCACAACCGGACCCUUCCGCCACCCGAUCAAGUGAUAACUACUGAAUCCAAGAACAUUCUUCUGAGGCACAUGUAUCAGCAGCAUGCUGAAGAGAAGUUGAGACAAAAGCGAGCUGCAUCAGAAAACCUUUUACCAGAGCAUGGAUCAAAGCAACUUAAGGGUUCUGUCUCAGAUAAGUCCUAACAAGCAAAACUGCCUUUAUCACUUCCAACUGCUCAUUUGUUCUCACAUGGAUACUGGAAGUUCAGCAUUCCCAUCAGUGUGAAUAUUAGUGUCACAGGCAAAAGAUGUGUAGACUGUACCCUGUCGUAGAUAGAAGGGGUAUUUGAUUGCACUUAGUUGUAAAAGUUGCUUCACUAGACAUGUAGACUUGCGUGUACGAAUUAGAUUACAGCUUUAAACAAAUAAAAUGAAUAGUUACAAGGUUUGCUUGUGUUCUGGUUCUAUAUGUCUUUACAAAUGUUAGUUCCAUGCUCAUUUAAAUCGAAUGAAGAACAUGCUUCCCCCAAAAUUGCUUGUAUCACGUGACUGCGGGUUUGGAAAAUACAUAAAACUGAUAAAAGACAGCAUAUGUCAAC